AUGAAGCAUCCAUUCCAACUUCUCCUAGCGAACAAGGAAGGUACUCUUUUGUUUGCGGCAGUGCAGAACCACAUCAUUGUUUAUAGCACAUCAACCGGAGAAGUUAAGGGCCAUUGGUUUGACGAUCAACAAUCGCCACAUAAAAACAAUCAAUUGGAAAGACGAACUGGAAAACACAUCUCAUCAAAGACCCAGAUCCACAACCAUAUCAAAUGUUUGGCUUUGACUGAGUCGCAUCUUGUUGCAUCUACCGAUUCCGACAAGUCGGUGCUCAUAUUCACCAUUGACCAUAACAGUGACAACAUUCUAACAUUGAGCAAGCGACAGCCAAUGCCCAAACGUCCAUAUGCCAUAACCACGUAUGACGGAGAAGCAAUUGUGGCCGACAAGUUUGGUGAUGCAUAUACUGUACCUAUUGACCUGAAUCCACCAGUAUUGGAAAAGGAUUUAGUACCCAUUUUGGGCCAUGUAAGUAUGUUGACCAAUGUGGUGAUGGGUGUACACAAUGACAAACCAUUUUUAAUCACUAGUGAUAGAGAUGAACAUAUAAGGAUAUCAAAUUAUCCCAAAUCGCAUGUGAUUAAACUGUUUUUACACAGCCAUGAGGAAUUCGUAUCACAGCUUUGUCUAAUUGAUGAUUUAUUGGUAUCUGGAGGUGGUGAUGAUUAUAUUUUCGUUUGGAAUUGGUACCAGGGCAACUUGUUGAGUAAAUUUGAUUUGAAAGAAGCAAUGACUCCAUUUUUGACUGAUGCACACUUCCCACCUGAAAAAUAUAGAUCAGAAAACUCUCCCAAGGAGAUUAGCGUCGCCAAGAUUGAAUGUAUGCAACGUGGUGAUGCAAAAUAUUUUGUGGUUUUAGUGGAGCAUACUUCGUGUUUGGUCGUAUUGGAGUAUAGCAAAAAUCAGCUCAAAUUGCACAACAUUAUACAAUUGGACAACCCAUGCGUUACAUUUACGGUUGGCGGUGAUUCCAUUUACGUCUCGCUCGAAGAAACAAUAUUACAAUGUCUUAGCUUCCCCGAUGGUAAAGUACAAACUCCAGUCAUUGAAAUCAAUCUGAUCCCAGUUGAUGUUGAUAAGGCCGAGUUUGCCGACUUGUACCCGGUUGCAACAUUACGAAAGAGAAGUGAAUACUAA
Lodderomyces margitis is the source of this 1137-nucleotide messenger RNA. RefSeq lists its product as uncharacterized. Gene Ontology annotation, biological process: RNA (guanine-N7)-methylation. NCBI's taxonomy places the organism in Eukaryota, Fungi, Ascomycota, Pichiomycetes, Serinales, Debaryomycetaceae. Gene Ontology annotation, cellular component: tRNA methyltransferase complex; nucleus; cytosol. The coding region runs from base 1 to 1137 and encodes 378 amino acids. Gene Ontology annotation, molecular function: protein binding; tRNA (guanine(46)-N7)-methyltransferase activity. The transcript has a single exon. The record is from RefSeq and is a predicted model, not a curated record.